This is a messenger RNA of Gadus morhua (Atlantic cod), 526 nucleotides long. It is a transcript of the gene gngt1, whose product is annotated as guanine nucleotide binding protein (G protein), gamma transducing activity polypeptide 1. Gene Ontology annotation, cellular component: heterotrimeric G-protein complex. Gene Ontology annotation, biological process: G protein-coupled receptor signaling pathway. The transcript is spliced from 3 exons. The record is from RefSeq and is a predicted model, not a curated record. The coding region runs from base 95 to 319 and encodes 74 amino acids. Gene Ontology annotation, molecular function: G-protein beta-subunit binding. NCBI's taxonomy places the organism in Eukaryota, Metazoa, Chordata, Actinopteri, Gadiformes, Gadidae.
AUAACCCGGAUUGAGGCCGUGGAGAAGGAUUCUACAGGAAGUUGGCAGAGUCGACAGACAUCUCUGUUCAACAGCCUUCUGUGUGUCACAGAGUAUGCCAGGAGUCAUCAAUUUGGAUGAUCUGACGGACAAGGACAAGGCCCAGAUGGAAUUGGACCAGAAGAAAAUUGAAGUCAAACUUGAGAGGUGGUUGACAUCCAAAUGUUGCGAGGAGAUCAAGGACUACAUUGUGGCCGCCGAGGAGGAAGACAUCUUAGUGAAGGGCAUGCCAGAGGACAAGAACCCGUUCAAGGAGAAAGGUGGCUGCGUCAUCUGCUAGACGGGGACCCGAGGAGCUGUUCGCAUUGCACCUCACUAGUGCUCAAGGACUAUCUCCCGCCUCUCCCACGGCUUUCAAUGGAUUAUCACUCACAGGCUUGUGUGAAGAAUAGUAGUUGCAAUGACAUAAAGGUUAAGGUGGCAUCUUGUUGUUCAUAUUCAUGAGUUCCUGAAUAAAUUACCACCGAGUUUUGGUGAGGUUACGCUU